Molecule: messenger RNA, 675 nt
Organism: Mesorhabditis belari
Lineage: Eukaryota; Metazoa; Nematoda; Chromadorea; Rhabditida; Rhabditidae
Source: the annotation of a GenBank genome assembly
AUGUGGUUCUGUUAUCUGUUAUUAACUUUCGCCAUUGCUACAAUUGAAGUAGAGGCAGUGGUGGCUAAUUGUUGUACAAAUAAACCAUCGAAUGGAACAGCGGCACUCUGUGCCAAUGAUUGGGCUACUCGUUCACAAGUUCACUCAGUGAAUCGGUUAUUCAUGUUUGGCCAGAAUGUUAACAUCAUCGCUUUGAAGCAUCUCAAUGUUAUCAAGGGAGACCCUCACCUGCCCAUCAAUCUCAUCUCACCAAACAACAAUUGUGGCCUUAAACUUAAGCCCGGUCAAACCUAUCUGCUCACUGGUCAACGAGGCCAUAAUAUUCCCGGAACAGAGAUCUAUGCGACUCGAUGUUCACAGUACAAUCAAUUGCAGUCUCCACUUUUGAGCAAGAUUCCACCGAAAACCCUCUCUAGUCUCAAAUUCUCUCCUGUUGUCUCGCAAGGAGGAUGGAACUUUAAUGUAGCCGAUAUUUUUACUGCCAAGCCACCAACUUUGGACGACUUUGUGAAGGAUUACAACGAGUUCGUCAAGCGCUUCAACAAGAACAUCCAACCCGAAGAGUUACCCAAUCAUUUCAACGAAUUCGUGAAGAAAGUCGGCGACAUGCCAAGCGAUUUCUUCAACGCUCUCACAUUGUUGCCCACUGCACUCGCACAUGCGAGAAUUUUACCG